AUGGCUCAAAAACCCAGAUGGGGCGAAUUGGAGGAAGAAGAUGAUGGCGGUGACUAUGACUAUUUGUUGCCACCGAAACAGAUUACCACCACCACACGCGUCCGUAAACUCGCUAAUGCUUGGCUGAGCAAGCGCGCCAUGGAGAGGCGAUUUUGGCCUAUGUUCGGUGAUGUCGUUCAAGAGGACGUCGGCGCCAGACUCACCAUGGUUUCUACUGAGGAAAUCAUCUUUGAGCGACCAAAGGCUCCAGGUACAAAAGUUGAAGACUCAAAUGCAGCUGGAGACCCAUUAGCCCAAAUGUCGAAAGGAGGAGAUGUAUUGAUGGUAUGCAGGACAUGUGAGAAGAAAGGAGACCAUUGGACCUCAAAUAGUCCUUACAAGGACUUGGCUCAGCCUACCGAGUCCUUCUCUAAGAACCCAAACCCUUCAGACACAUUAGCCACAGCGAUUAAGUUGUUGAUAAAAUUGUGGCUUCCAAAUUCACAGGUCGAUUUAAAUAAUUUGGAAGAGUACAUUUCACUGGUGGUUGAUGCUACUGUCAAGACUGGUAUCACAAGGCAAUUGGAAGCAUUUAGAGCUGGCUUUAAUCAGGUUUUUGAUGUUUCAAGUUUACAAAUAUUUUCUCCAAGUGAGUUGGAUUAUUUACUCUGUGGGCGUAGAGAAAUGUGGGAGUUGCUUGAGAUAAUGGGAGAGUUCAAUCCAGAACAUCAAAGGGCAUUCUGUCAAUUUGUUACUGGUGCACCUCGGCUUCCUCCAGGUGGCUUGGCUGUCUUGAACCCUAAGUUGACCAUUGCUAGCAAGUUUUAUCUUGGUUCUGAUUUAGGCAUGAAAGAACUCAUUGCAGCUGCCACCAACAGAGAAGUCCUAGGGGCUACAAAAGGUGCUGACGUAAAGUUGGUGGAAGAAAGGAAUAUGAAGCCACUUGAUUCAAGUCUUGUAGCAUUAUCAGCAAGAUGCAGUAAAGACUUGGAGUUGAGUUUGGCUAAGUCAUUCUUGAGUGAGAUGGGCCAAUGUACAACUGCUUAUCCAUAUAAUUAG
Lactuca saligna is the source of this 1038-nucleotide messenger RNA. The record is from the annotation of a GenBank genome assembly. Lineage: Eukaryota; Viridiplantae; Streptophyta; Magnoliopsida; Asterales; Asteraceae.